AGUAUUAAACCUAAGUUAAAGUUAGUAAUACUCGGGUCGCGCUUUAGUGCAAAUCAAUUUUUUUGUAUUCAUGUGUAGUUCCUUAAUCGUUUUGCGGUUAAUAACUAUAAAGAUGAAUGAAUCUAAAAUCUUUUAUUUCAUGGUGGCAAUUGCAUCUUUGGUGCUAGUCGGCUUAUACACUCCAGCAAAAUGUCAAGAGGCAAAUUUAGUUGAUGAUGUUUGUCUUGGAUGCAUUUGUGAGGCAGUAAGUGGUUGCAAUUUAACAAGAACCUGUACUGGUGAUAUCUGUGGGCUAUUUCGUAUAACCUGGUUCUACUGGGCUGAUAGUGGUAAGCGGACAGUUAAUGGAGAAGCUGCAGACUCCCCAACAGCUUUUGAAAAUUGUGUAUUCGAUCCAAUUUGUGCAUCACAAUCUGUACAAAACUACAUGCAAAUAUUCCAACAAGAUUGCAAUCAAGAUGGUAAAAUUGAUUGCUAUGAUUACGCUACUAUCCACAAAUUGGGUGGUUAUGGUUGUCCAGGUCGGAUAUCGGGAACAUAUGCAAAAAGAUUGAAUCAAUGUUUGGUGGCUUAUGGAGCAUAUGCGAUAAGAAAUGACGACGCAGAAGAAGUUAACACAGAAAAAAUGCAAAAAGAUGCCUCUAGUCCCAGUACAAUGAUUUCAAAAGAAACUACACCACAAACUACUGAAACUGCAAAGAUCGAACAAAUCACACCAGCAAAAGAUUCCGGGCCACCGCGUCCGCAGAUAAAAACGAGAACCCAAUUCUCUUCUCGAAGUGAAACUAAUAAUGGUGGCAAAAUAGAGGCUACUCCGGAAAGUACAUUAUCUGAUGAAGAGAUACGAAAGUUGUUAUCUGUUUCAGCUACAGGUGCAAGUAAUGAAAAUAUCCCCAAUAAUGAGAGUACAAUGAAGCCUCUUGAAAACCAAAGGAUGCUUACAACAACAAGAACUCCAGACACAACCGAGGCUAAUAAUGUUCCACAAUUGAAUAAUUUAGAAAUGCAAAACAUGCAAAAUAUUUUUACCAUGAAAUUAGAUCAAAUGGAAAAAUCUGAAAAUAAUUAUCGACAAAAACAAUUGAGUUUUCAAGAAAAAUUUCUUCAAGCAUUUGAAGAAAAAAAUCGCAUUGAUGAAGAAAGAAAUGAGAUUUUAAAACAGAUGGUUAAAAAUAAUAACAAACCAUCAUCGGAUGGUGUUACCCUGUUAAAAAGACAAGCCAUACAAAGUUUUCAAGACCGAUUUUUCAACAUUUUACAGCGAAUAGAAAAAACCUCAAAUGAACACAGAGAAAGAGACCUCAAAUUUCAAGAAACAUUUCUAGAAGCUUUUCUACAAAAAAAUCGCAUCGAAAACGAAAGAAAUGAAAUUUUGAAACAGAUUUCUAAAGCAAACAAGCCAUCCGAUAAUGCACCUAAUUAUUUCUUAUUAUAAAUUUAGAAGGAUUUUAAAAAAUACAAAAUGUAUGUAGAUAUUUCAUAAAAUUUUUAAAUGUAAAAAUAAACUAAAAGUCAUAAAUUCAAAAAAUAUUUAAUUAAAAUUUAUGUGAUAAUUAAGAAUAAAUUUCAAUAAAGCUUA
Episyrphus balteatus (marmalade hoverfly) is the source of this 1579-nucleotide messenger RNA. RefSeq lists its product as uncharacterized. Lineage: Eukaryota; Metazoa; Arthropoda; Insecta; Diptera; Syrphidae. The record is from RefSeq and is a predicted model, not a curated record. The transcript has 9 exons. Gene Ontology annotation, molecular function: lysozyme activity. The coding region runs from base 71 to 1435 and encodes 454 amino acids.